UCAUUCCAAGAUGGCGCUCCCGUACCGCGUGUCUGGCACCCUCACGAAGAGCGCAGGACUCGCGGCCGCCAUCGCCAAGCAGUCCAAGAUCCUUAGCUUCAAACCCGCGAAGAAAAUCGAGUUCUCCUUCGAUCCCUUUCGAGAGAGGACUGUGUCUCUGAGAUGCAUUCUUAGUCUUUUCAAUCAAGAAAGGGUUCGUGACACCAACCCAAACUGCGCUGUGAAGACCACCGUUGUUUGUGACAGAUCCGAGCCCACGAUAAACAUUACUCUUGCUUCAGGUCACAAAAUACUAUUUAAGACCCAAUAUCUCGAGACGGUGGAAAUACUCAAGAAAUUUAACGAGCUGGUGAGCAGUCAGGCCGAAGCAGCAGAGUCCAGCUCAACCCCAGCGAAAGGGGCCAAGACGACAAAGCAGGGCAAGAGAAGGACGUAGGACAUAUAUCGACUUGUAUAGGAAAUCCUUUUGUACAUAUGGUUGCGGCUUAGUGCCUGUUUGGGGGUCCAUUAAGAAAUACAGUAAUACAGACUAGAAAAUUUUGAGUUAACUUGAAAGCCAACAUGUCGACCCAAGC
Penaeus indicus is the source of this 575-nucleotide messenger RNA. It is a transcript of the gene mRpL53, whose product is annotated as large ribosomal subunit protein mL53-like. The record is from RefSeq and is a predicted model, not a curated record. Gene Ontology annotation, cellular component: mitochondrial large ribosomal subunit. Bases 11 to 436 code for a protein of 141 amino acids. Lineage: Eukaryota; Metazoa; Arthropoda; Malacostraca; Decapoda; Penaeidae. The transcript is spliced from 3 exons.